AUGCCGACGUUGGAGCAGAUUUUGGCAGAGCUAGAUGGUGCAGCUUGGUUCUCCACUAUCGAUAUUACUAACGCAUUCUUCCACAUCGAGCUGCAUGAAGAAUCAAGACAUCUGACGAACUUCUUCACAGAGUUCGGGAUGUACCGGUGUGUGCGACUCCCUUUCGGUCUCUGUAACGCGCCAGAUGUGUUCCAGGAGACAUUGCAGCGGAAGGUGCUGGGAGGAUGCAAAGGAUGCAGGAAUUACCAGGAUGACAUUUUGGUUUUCGGGUCAACGAAAGAAGAGCACGACGAGAAUUUGGCCUCCGUCCUCGCGUGCUUGGCGAAUCACAACGUGAUGUUGAACAAAAGUAAGUGCGUUUUUGGAAGCCAGAUUUUAGGGUUUUUAGGCUUUACAUUAACGCCACAAGGUUGGAUGGUGGAGGAAGGAAAAAUUUCAGCGAUCAGAGAAUUCAGGACUCCAAUUAGUUCAUCAGAAGUCAAAAGCUUUCUCGGAUUGAUCACGUUUGUGGAUAAAUUCAUCGUACACCGUGCUACUAAAACGGAGCAUUUACGAGCAUUGGCAGUUUCCGAGAAGUUCUAUUGGACCGAAAACGAGGAGCGAGAAUUUGAAUACCUGAAAAAUGAAGCACUGAAAACGAUAAAGCGUCUUGGAUACUACAACCCAGCGGAUCGCAUCGAACUCUUUGUGGAUGCAUCACCAACGGGCCUCGGAGCGGUGUUAGCACAGUACAAUGAAGAUGGGCAACCACGAAUCAUUGCCUGCGCGUCUAAAGUGCUUUCGCCAACAGAGCAACGUUAUCCGCAAACGCAGAAAGAAGCGCUUGCUCUUGUGUGGGGCGUUGAGCGGUUUAACUAUUAUCUGCUGACAACAUCCUUCGUGAUUCGAACUGAUGCUGAGGCUAAUCAGUAUAUUUUCCAUACCAAUCAUCGUUUGGGAAGAAGAGCAGUGACACGGGCUGAGAGUUGGGCCUUGAGGUUACAACCCUAUGACUUCACCGUUCAACGCAUACCGGGAAAUGAAAAUGUAGGCGAUGCAUUGUCCAGACUGAUUCCAGAAACGCAGAAGUGCAUACCGUUUGAUGAUGAUAACGAGAAACAUUUCCUGUAUGCACUGGAUUCAGGAUCCAUGGAACUUACUUGGAGUGAAAUUGAAUCUAUGUCAGAAAGCGACGAAGAAUUGCAAUCAGUCCGUGAAGCGCUAAAUAAAAGAAAAUGGACGCCUGAAAUUCGAGCUUACGAAGCCCAUAAAAAAACAUUACAUUGCCUUGGAUUUUUAGUUUUUAAGGACGAACGUGCGGUGUUGCCUCGGACUCUUCGCAGGAAAGCCUUGGAAUCUGCCCAUGGAGGACACAUUGGCGAGGUGGCUAUGAAACGCAUAAUGCGCCAAUUUUUUUGGUCGCCAAAGAUGUCAGCGGAAGUUUUGCUAUUCAUCAAGAAUUGUGAAACGUGCGCGUUACUGUCCAAACGAAAUCCGCCUGUGCCGCUAGUGUCAAGAGAACUCCCGGAAGGACCUUGGGAGAGCCUUCAAAUUGACUUCUUGUCGGUUCCACGUUUUGGUACAGGAGAGUUCUUGGUUGUGAUCGACGUGUAUUCUCGGUACCUUCAUGUGGUAGAGAUGAAGGCCAUGGAUGCUGAGAGUACAAAUGCUGCAUUAUGCGAGGUUUUCCAGACUUGGGGAUUGCCUAUCAUCUUGCAGAGUGAUAAUGGUCCCCCAUUCCAGAGCGCAGCAUUUAUCGAAUUUUGGAAAAGCAAAGGGAUUGAUGUACGAAAGUCGAUCCCCUUAAGUCCCCAGUCCAAUGGGGCAGUCGAAAGACAGAACCAGGGGAUUAUUAAGGCACUGUCGGCAUCAAAACUGGAUGGAAGGAACUGGCGACACGCUCUCCAAGAGUUUGUUCACCGGCACAACACACUGGUUCCUCACUCUAGGCUUGCAGUGACACCGUUCGAAUUAAUGGUCGGUUGGAAGCAUCGUGGAACGUUCCCCAGUUUAUAG
Molecule: messenger RNA, 1995 nt
Organism: Armigeres subalbatus
Lineage: Eukaryota; Metazoa; Arthropoda; Insecta; Diptera; Culicidae
Exons: 1
Coding region: 1-1995 (664 amino acids)
Biological process (GO): DNA integration
Molecular function (GO): nucleic acid binding
Source: RefSeq, a predicted model, not a curated record